Messenger RNA from Conger conger (European conger), 8889 nucleotides. Its product is annotated as voltage-dependent L-type calcium channel subunit alpha-1D-like. The record is from RefSeq and is a predicted model, not a curated record. Gene Ontology annotation, biological process: calcium ion import across plasma membrane. The coding region runs from base 16 to 6171 and encodes 2051 amino acids. The transcript has 46 exons. Gene Ontology annotation, molecular function: high voltage-gated calcium channel activity. Gene Ontology annotation, cellular component: membrane; voltage-gated calcium channel complex. NCBI's taxonomy places the organism in Eukaryota, Metazoa, Chordata, Actinopteri, Anguilliformes, Congridae.
CAGGCAGGCCCGAGCAUGAGUGCCAGCGCGGUCCCGGCCGGAGCUCUGUCCCAAAGAAAGCGCCAGCAGUAUGCCAAAAGCAAGAAGCAGAGCAGCACGGUCAACAGCAGGCCGCCCCGCGCCCUCUUCUGCCUCACUCUCAACAACCCCAUCCGGAGAGCCUGCAUCAGCCUGGUCGAAUGGAAGCCAUUCGAUAUCUUUAUAUUACUCUCUAUUUUUGCCAACUGCGUGGCCUUAGCUGUUUACAUUCCCUUUCCUGAAGAUGACUCCAAUGCCACCAACCAUGACCUGGAAACAGUAGAAUAUGCCUUCCUUAUCAUUUUUACAAUUGAAACCUUUUUGAAGAUUAUAGCGUAUGGAUUAGUGAUGCACCAGAACGCGUAUGUGAGAAACGGCUGGAACAUGCUGGAUUUUAUAAUCGUAGUCGUAGGGUUAUUUAGCGUAUUUUUGGAAGUAUUAACCAAAGAGGGAGAUGCAGGGAGCCACCAGUCGGGCGGAAAGCCGGGUGGCUUCGAUGUCAAAGCCCUUCGAGCCUUCCGAGUGCUGCGUCCUCUCCGCCUGGUGUCAGGAGUGCCCAGUUUACAAGUAGUUUUGAAUUCCAUUAUAAAAGCCAUGGUCCCUCUACUCCACAUAGCCCUGUUGGUUUUAUUUGUAAUCAUCAUUUAUGCCAUUAUAGGAUUGGAGCUCUUUAUUGGAAAAAUGCACGCAACAUGUUAUAUUUCUGGCACAAAUACAAUAGGUGAAGAUGAACCAGCACCAUGUGCAAUCUCAGGUCACGGGCGCCACUGCCCCAUCAACGGUACUGUAUGCAAAGAAGGCUGGCACGGCCCGAACGGAGGCAUCACCAACUUUGACAACUUCGCUUUCGCAAUGCUGACAGUGUUCCAGUGCAUCACCAUGGAGGGCUGGACCGACGUGCUGUACUGGAUGAACGACGCCAUGGGCUUCGAGCUGCCCUGGGUUUACUUCGUCAGCCUGGUCAUCUUCGGGUCCUUCUUCGUGCUGAAUCUGGUUCUGGGAGUAUUGAGUGGAGAGUUCUCCAAAGAGAGGGAGAAGGCCAAGGCCCGUGGAGACUUCCAGAAGCUGAGGGAGAAGCAGCAGCUUGAGGAGGACCUGAAGGGUUACCUGGACUGGAUCACCCAGGCCGAGGACAUCGACCCAGAGAACGAGGAGGAGGGCGAAGGCAAGCGCAACCCGAGCAUGCAGGCCAGUGAGACGGAGUCGGUGAACACGGAGCACCCCAAUGGAGAGGACGAGAAGGUGCACUGCUGCGGUCCUCUCUGUCAAAAAAUUACAAAGUCAAAGUUCAGUCGACGCUGGCGUCGCUGGAACCGCUUCUGCCGCCGGAAGUGCAGGGCGGCUGUAAAAUCUGUCACCUUCUAUUGGCUGGUGAUCAUCCUGGUGUUCCUCAACACGCUCACCAUCUCCUCUGAACACUACGACCAGCCCGACUGGCUCACAGAAGUGCAGGAUGUGGCCAAUAAGGUUCUGCUGGCGAUGUUUACCUGUGAGAUGUUGGUGAAGAUGUACAGCCUCGGGCUGCAGGCCUACUUUGUCUCCCUCUUCAACCGCUUCGACUGCUUUGUGGUGUGUGGGGGCAUCGUGGAAACCAUCCUGGUGGAGCUGGAGAUCAUGUCCCCCCUCGGCAUCUCUGUGUUCCGCUGUGUCCGUCUGCUGCGUAUUUUUAAAGUCACACGCCAUUGGGCGUCUCUUAGCAACCUGGUGGCAUCACUGCUCAACUCUAUGAAGUCCAUCGCCUCUCUGCUCCUGCUGCUCUUCCUCUUCAUCAUCAUCUUCUCGCUCUUGGGCAUGCAGCUCUUCGGUGGCAAGUUCAACUUUGACGAGACACAGACCAAGAGGAGUACCUUUGACAACUUCCCUCAGGCUCUGCUCACGGUCUUCCAGAUUCUAACUGGUGAGGACUGGAACGCUGUCAUGUAUGACGGGAUAAUGGCGUAUGGUGGUCCUUCCUCCUCGGGAAUGAUUGUCUGCGUGUACUUCAUCAUCCUCUUCAUCUGCGGAAACUACAUCCUGCUGAAUGUCUUCUUGGCCAUCGCUGUGGACAACCUGGCGGACGCAGAGAGCCUGAACACAGCACAGCAGGAGGAGGCAGAGGAGAAGCAGAGGAGGAAGAGUGCACGGAGUGGGAGCACAGACCGGAGAGACGAUGAGGGCGGUGCCAAGGUCAUGGGGGAACUGUGUAUGGAGGAAGAGGAGAAAGACCCGUACCCUGCUAGUGAUAUUCCAGGGGCUGAGGAGGAUGAGCCGGAGCUUCCUGUUGGCCCGCGGCCCCGCCGGCUGUCUGAGCUGACCACGAAGGAGAAGAUCACACCUAUUCCUGAGGGCAGCGCCUUCUUCAUUUUCAGCAGCUCCAACCCAUUUCGGGUUGGCUGUCACAGGCUGAUCAACCAUCAUAUAUUCACCAACCUCAUCCUGGUCUUCAUCAUGCUCAGCAGUGUGUCUCUCGCUGCAGAAGAUCCCAUCCGCAACUUUUCUGCUCGCAAUAUCAUACUUGGUUACUUUGACUAUGCGUUCACGGCAAUCUUUACUGUUGAGAUCCUAGUGAAGAUGACUGCAUUUGGGGCUUUCUUGCAUAAAGGUGCUUUCUGCAGAAAUUACUUCAACCUGCUGGACUUACUGGUGGUGGGAGUGUCACUGGUAUCGUUUGGCAUUCAGUCCUCUGCCAUCUCCGUGGUGAAGAUUCUGAGAGUACUGCGUGUGCUCAGGCCCCUGAGAGCCAUCAACCGAGCCAAGGGCCUCAAGCAUGUGGUCCAGUGUGUGUUUGUGGCCAUCAGGACCAUCGGGAACAUCAUGAUCGUCACCACACUGCUGCAGUUCAUGUUCGCCUGCAUCGGAGUGCAGCUCUUUAAGGGGAAGUUCUACCGCUGCACUGACGAGGCCAAGACCAGCCCUGAGGAGUGCAAGGGGACCUACAUCCUGUACAAGGACGGGGACGUCACCAUGCCUGCCGUGCGUGAGCGGCUGUGGUACAACAGUGACUUCAACUUCGACAACGUCCUGGUGGCAAUGAUGGCCCUCUUCACCGUGUCCACCUUUGAAGGCUGGCCAGCACUGUUGUACAAGGCCAUCGACUCCAACCGGGAGAACAUGGGCCCUAUCUACAACUACCGUGUGGAGAUCUCCAUCUUCUUCAUCAUCUACAUCAUCAUCAUCGCUUUCUUCAUGAUGAACAUCUUUGUGGGUUUCGUCAUCGUCACGUUCCAGGAGCAGGGAGAGAAGGAGUACAAGAACUGUGAGCUGGACAAGAACCAGCGCCAGUGUGUGGAAUACGCCCUGAAGGCCCGGCCUCUACGCAGAUAUAUUCCUAAGAACCCCUACCAGUACAAGUUCUGGUAUGUGGUGAACUCCACAGCCUUUGAGUACAUCAUGUUCGUGCUCAUCAUUCUCAACACGCUGUGCCUGGCCAUACAGCAUUAUGGUCAGUCCCAUGUGUUUAACUCCGCCAUGGACAUCCUCAACAUGGUCUUUACUGGGGUCUUCACUGUGGAGAUGCUGCUCAAACUAAUUGCCUUCAAACCAAGGGGUUAUUUUACGGAUGCCUGGAACGUGUUUGACGCCCUGGUGGUUAUUGGCAGCGUAGUUGACAUCGUUCUCAGUGAGAUAGAUAACACAGAGGACAGUUCCAGGAUCUCCAUCACCUUCUUCCGCCUGUUCCGAGUCAUGCGAUUGGUCAAGCUGCUGAGCAGAGGGGAGGGCAUUCGCACGCUGCUGUGGACAUUCAUAAAGUCAUUCCAGGCUCUGCCGUAUGUUGCCCUGCUGAUAGCCAUGCUCUUCUUCAUCUAUGCUGUUAUUGGGAUGCAGGUGUUUGGUAAAAUAGCCAUGGUGGACGGCACACACAUCACCCGAAACAACAACUUCCAGACCUUUCCCCAGGCAGUCCUCCUGCUCUUUAGGUGUGCCACAGGCGAGGCCUGGCAGGAGAUCAUGCUGGCAUGUCUCCCCGGAAAACUCUGUGACCCAGAGUCAGAUUACGCCCCUGGCGAGGAGAGGUCUUGUGGAAGCAGCUUUGCGAUCAUCUACUUCAUCACUUUCUACAUGUUGUGCGCCUUCUUGAUUAUUAAUUUGUUUGUUGCUGUCAUCAUGGACAACUUUGACUAUCUCACUCGUGAUUGGUCGAUACUUGGCCCCCAUCAUUUGGAUGAGUUUAAGAGGAUCUGGUCGGAAUAUGAUCCCGAGGCAAAGGGCAGGAUUAAACACCUGGAUGUGGUGACCCUACUGCGCCGCAUCCAACCCCCUUUAGGAUUCGGCAAGCUGUGUCCCCACAGAGUGGCCUGCAAGAGAUUAGUUGCCAUGAACAUGCCUUUAAACAGUGAUGGUACGGUCAUGUUCAACGCCACCCUGUUUGCAUUGGUCCGGACGGCUCUGAAGAUCAAAACUGAAGGUAACCUGGAUCAGGCCAAUGAGGAGCUAAGAGCGGUCAUAAAGAAGAUAUGGAAGAGGACCAGCAUGAAGCUCCUGGACCAAGUAGUGCCCCCUGCUGGUGAUGAUGAGGUGACCGUGGGGAAGUUCUAUGCCACCUUCCUGAUACAGGACUACUUUAGGAAAUUCAAAAAACGCAAAGAGCAGGGCCUGGUGGGCCGACACUCAUCCAAGAACUCCACCAUCGCACUGCAGGCCGGUCUACGCACGCUGCAUGAUAUUGGGCCCGAAAUUCGACGAGCGAUAUCAUGUGAUCUGCAAGACAAGGAUCUUGUAGAAUUUAACCCUGACGAUGACGAGGAUAUUUAUAGGAGGAACGGUGGGCUCUUUGGCAAUCAUGUCAAUCACAUCACCGGAGACAGGAGGGGCUCUCUGUUCCAGACCAAUGCCACUCAGCGUCCCCUACAGAUCUAUCCUCCCCCCAACUACAAUCCCGCAAUGGACAUCCGGCACGGCAGGGGUGCAAACUCCCUGCCCCACAACCACAUCAACCAUCACCCCAACUCCUAUCCCAAAUCACCAAAGUCCACCAAUGCCAACCUCAACAAUGCCAACGUGUCCAGUUUCCCCAACGGGAAGCGGUGUCACCAGUAUGAGGGCUCCCCCACAAACGGGUACGCCUCCCAGGGUUCCUGCUUCAGGGGAGGCCAAGACAAGCACAGGAAGCCUCCAGGGAGAAGGACACGCUACUAUGAGACCUAUAUUAGGUCUGAACCGGGGGGCAGCCGUCACCCCACCAUCUGCAGAGAGGACCUGCAGGGUGGAGAGUGCUGUGAGGAGGACCGGCGCUCUGGGGAGGACAGCGAGGAGGAGUUCUACGAGGACGACAGCAUGCUGUCUCCAGACAGGACGUCCCAUAAGAAGCCCCAGGAGGUGUAUCCCACCAGGGACCUUGACUAUGAAAUGCCCAGGGGUUACCAUCACCCUCAAGGUUGCCAUGACGAUGAUGAGCCACCCAUCUACCAUGAGUCACGGACGUCACCGAAGAGACGGCUGCUUCCUCUCACUCCUCAAGCCCACCAGAGGCCAGCCUUCAGCUUUGAGUGUCUGCGCAGACAGAGCAGUCAGGACGAAAUCCCACUGUCACCUCGCCUGCCACAGCACACUGCUCUACCUCUGCACCUGAUGCAGCACCAGGUGAUGGCUGUCGCCGGUCUGGACUCGAGCCGAGCCCAGAGGCUGUCGCCGACCCGCUCCGUGCGGUCGUGGGCCACGCCUCCCACCACGCCCAGCAGCAGAGACCAGUCGCCCUACUACACCCCUCUGAUCCAGGCGGACCGGCCCUGCAGGAGCGUGAGCAGCAGCCAGUCGUCCGUGUGCAAAAGCUCCUGGUACACAGACCAGGCCGAAUGCCCACCGGCGCACCUGCAGGUCCCUGCCGAGUUCCGCGCCCACUACCACCAGAAAAGGGGAAGUGCCACCAGUCUGGUGGAAGCGGUUCUGAUAUCGGAAGGGCUGGGGAGAUAUGCGAAGGAUCCGCGGUUUGUUGCGGCGACGAAGCACGAGAUCGCAGACGCCUGUGAGAUGACGAUCGACGAGAUGGAGAGCGCCGCCAGCAACCUCCUGAAUGGCAGCAUCUCCACCGGGGUCAACGGGGAGAUGUUUCCCAUCCUCGACCCCAGGGACGAUCUCCUGGACUAUGCCGCCGGCUACAGCGACGAGGAACCAGAGCCGGGCAGAAAGUAUGAGGAGGACUUAGCAGACGAAAUGAUAUGCAUAACGACUUUAUAGCAUCGGCUAAACAAAGACAAAAAUGCACCUGCUGGCUAAUUAACAAAAGAAGUGCCUUCUUAUAGCGGGAUAUAAAAGGCACUGAUCUGUAGGUGAGAGGACUGGGACAGGCCUGUGUGUUUGAGUGACAGCUCCAGUGCACCUCUUACAAAGGAUCAGGACCCUUCUUGCCAAACAUAGCCCCGCCCCUUCAGCACUGAACCUUUUUCCAUGGAAAGCCUGUGGCAAUGUGUGGCUUCCCCACAGAGAGACGGACCCGCGAAACGGAUAUGUGCACUGUUACACAGGGCAGGGUAUUACAGGUGAUGACAAUCAUAGAUAUGAAGUAGCGUCAUUACCUCAGUUGAUUUAGUGUGCACUGGCAUAUCAAGCAAAUGGCUUUCUCUUGCAGAAAUACAACAAGAGAAUACAAGCAUAUCAUGCCCCUCCCCCAUGUAGGUCUGGGAUGUAGUUAUGUUUUUCAAAGUUUUUAAAACACUGUUCAUAAUUUAUAACAACCCACUUCUAAGAACAAAAAAUGAAUCAAUAACACCUACCAGUUUACAUAGGGAUAUCAGUGACAGUUUUUGUAUUAACAAACCAGAAUCUGUUUAUAUGGCUGUCAUAAAAUGGAGCAAAACAAUGGAAAUCAAUGGAAAUAAAAGCAUUCAAAACAAAUGCAGGUUAUUUUUGAAAUGCUGUUUGUUCAAUACUUCAUUUUAUAUGAAACAUACUGUAAAUCAGUUGUAAUAUACAAGUAAACAUUUUCUAACAAUGUUCUACAUUUUGUAAUUAUAUAUAAUUUUAAAACGCAGCAAUAUGGGUCCUGUAGCCAAUUCAAUUUAUAAAGACAAUGUGAAUAUUCAUACCCAUAAGAUAUGCAAAAUUGCUUUGUAUAGCUAAUACAAAUACUGUGGCAUUUUAAAAGCACCACCACAUAAAAUACUUUAAAAAAAAAAUGAAAUUCAUCAUAAAUUUCUUAUGCAGUGCAAUUUGUCCUGGCAUGUAUGAAAGGGCUGCUAAUUGAAGUCACUAUUUAAUUUAUUUUCUUUUGAACAAAUGGGAUUUCUUGUGCAGGGUAAAUGCACAAGCAAGUUCACUUCAAAUGCUAUUUACAUCAACGGUUCUGCUUAAUUCAAUUAAAAAUACUCAAUUUAAGACAUUUUACAUACUGUACAUACCUUCAGGAAUUUCUUUGAAAAUGAAAUCUGAACACUUAAUUGUACAGUCAUAAUCAGUAACUCCAAACCGGUAAAAUUCUCAGACUUUGACUAUGACUAUUUUUGUAGUAAACCCACAAAACAUGAUUAUUUGCAAAAUGACAUUUGUGUAACCCAUUUGUACAGCUGUAGUUCUAAUGGAGCCAUUAUGCUAUGGUACCUUGUCUCAAGGCUAUUACUGCAGUAUCCUAAGUGGGAUCACAAGCCGAUGAGCCUCAGGUCAAUAACCCAGAGCUUUAACCACAACACCAAAUGGUGCCCAAUUUAAAUAAAAUAUUUUAUUUUUCUAUGGAAAUUGCCCUUUUUAUGUUAAAAUGAAAAAUGUUCAUAAAGAAACUGGGAUGGAGAGUGGCACAGAUAUGUUCAGAUACAUUUGCUUAAUCAUGGGAACUUCUCAGAAGAGUCAAAGCAAUAGGACAGCCCUCGCCAGCCCAGUGGUAGCACAUGCUACAGUAUGCACUGCCUCCAAAGGAGGAGAGGAAAACAUAUCACUGUCUCUGACGAUAUGACCAUAUAUGUGGCAUGUAUCAACUAAAAAAUAAGAUUUUCCUAAUCAAAGACCUGUCCAGGUACCUUUAGACAAUUUGACAUUCAUUAGAAAGAAAAGAAAAUUUAAUUUGCUGUUCAUGUGCAUAUGCUGUGCUUUAAGUCCAGUGAACACUGUAAAGGCCUUUCAAGUAACAUUCCAUGUGCAUAUUGAAAGGGCUCUGAAUUUCAUGCUCUGGUCUCCUCGAUUAUUUUUUUAAUGACCCUCGUACAUUAAGCCACACUGAAAGUAGCAAUUAUAAGACUAUAAAUAUGCAUCCUUUUUUAAUCCGUUGUGUACAUUUUUGUUCAACUCGAGACUAAAUCAAGUUAUUUAUUUUACCUCACAUCAGGGAUUCCUGCAAGAAAAUAUAUGAUUUCAUUCUAUUCUAAUGAUGUUAAAAUACGAGCACAUAGCUGUCUACCACUGCACACAUAAAUUGUAUAGUGCUAUGGAGUGUUUCUCCUAUUUUUGUGUAAUAAGGUGGAUUAUUUGUACUUUCCAUGUGACUGUGUGUACGGUAUAGUGAAAUCUAUAUUUGUAAUUUACGAUGCCACUGACUUUACAAUGUUUGGAUAUGUUUAAAAACUGAAAUACAAGGCCUUUAUUCCUGUAUUACAACCAUUUUUGUGGGUUAAAAAAAUACAAUUAAAUCGUAAACUAUAAAUGCGUUUACAAAGAAAAACCUGUUCAGUCAUUUCUCAUGAUAGAUAUAUUAUUUAUUACUGUUAUUAAAUAUGUAUUGAGAUGUAGAGACAUAAAUGUAAAGUAUGUAUAAAAUAUGAAGCUAAAUACCUGUGGCAAUUUCUUCUACUUGAACUCCACAUGUAUGGCCUUUAAGGUUUUUAUUCAAGUUGUUUUCAGAGCAAAUAAUUUAGUACCCACUAGAUUUUAUAACAAUGAGAACAUUUUUGUAUGCCCGGAAUCAAAAUGAAAUACUUCCCACUUAUUUUCUAAUGAUUACUGCAGAAUAAAGCAACACUAUGAACCUCA